AAGGAAGGUCGAACAAUGUCUCUCACGUGCUCUCAUCAAACACCCGUCCUCUUCUCCUCAAACCCACCUCACACUCGUCUCCCAAAACCUUCCCUCUUCCCCACCACUUCACUUCUGAAGCUUCCGCCGACCUUGUUCAGAAAUGGCAGCACCUCUGUUACUCACAGAAACAACAGAUUUCAACUCCAUGCAAACUCAUCCAGUGACUCGGACGAAAGACAACAAGUUAAACCAUCAUCAACCAGCCUCCUUUCUUUUCUUUGUCCCUUGCUCAAGCUCUUCUCCGGAGGAGAUCCCUCUCGAGAACGGAACUUUACCUUGGAGGUAGCCACAUCUUCCUUGUCUACGUUGGCUAGAUACCCUUGGGGAUCAAGAUCAAAUAAUUCAGACAGCCAGGACGUCACUACCUUGGAUCCUCCUAUGCGUCUGCAGCUUUUUGAAUUCGAGGCCUGCCCUUUUUGCAGGAGGGUUCGUGAAGCUAUGACUGAACUAGAUCUGUCAGCAGAGGUGUAUCCUUGUCCAAAAGGUUCGAUAAGACACAGAGAAUUGGUUAACAGAUCUGGUGGAAAAGAGCAAUUUCCUUUUCUUAUUGAUCCGAAUACCGGCAUAUCAAUGUAUGAAAGCGGUGAAAUCGUGAGAUACCUUUUUCAGCAAUAUGGGAAAGGCAGAAAACCUUCACCGGGGCUUUUGGAAAGUACAUUGCUGACAGGGUGGAUUCCUACAAUACUUCGAGCAGGUAGAGGAAUGACAUUGUGGGAAAGGGUGAGCUUAGAGCCACCACCUGAAAAGCUGGAGCUUUACUCAUACGAAAAUAAUCCGUAUGCACGAAUUGUGCGUGAGGCACUUUGUGAGUUGGAGCUUCCGUACAUCCUACAGAAUGUAGGACAAGGGUCCCUGCGGUCUAAGCUGCUUGUUGAUGCAUCAGGGUCCAAAGAGGUUCCCUACUUGAUUGAUCCCAACACUGGUACUCAUGUUGGUGACUACAAGAAGAUCCUGUCUUACUUGUUCCAGACAUAUUCAGUAGCCGCUGUAUAG
Molecule: messenger RNA, 1035 nt
Organism: Fragaria vesca subsp. vesca
Lineage: Eukaryota; Viridiplantae; Streptophyta; Magnoliopsida; Rosales; Rosaceae
Exons: 10
Coding region: 16-1035 (339 amino acids)
Cellular component (GO): chloroplast
Source: RefSeq, a predicted model, not a curated record